CGUCGUCGUCGUAGUUGUUGUACACAAGAUGUAAACAUCGCAGCAGCAGUGACCUAUAUUUACGUGCUGCUGACUCGAUCGUACGUCAAAUCAAAAACUUUAGAUAACCGGUAGUAUCGCGGACGAUAUUGAACCAGCCGAUUCAAUCAUAAACUUACGUGUAUCCUAAUUUUUGUUUUUUGUUCGACCGAAAAAUGACGAGUGACGAUAAGAUACCUUUAUUGAAUGAAUCGAUGAGUGAAGAUGAUAGAUCCUUUUUGGAUCAAUCAAUGAGCGAGGAGACAUCUCAAUGGGAUCGAUCGAUGAGUGAAGAGCCAUCGACGAGUGUGGAGAGGAAACCUAUAACGGUUCAGCCACGAGCUCAGGAGGUAAGAAUAUCAGUUGGAAUCGAACGAGGACGAGCCAAUAUCACAAAUGAGAGGCAGAAUGACGAAAACCGGCGAUUUAUAAACGACCAAGUCCACCAAGCUUUAAGAAUCGAACGAGUGGCACGACGACUAGAACGCAAACGACAAGAGGCUGACCGUAUGAACCAGUUCUUAAUGGGUUGGAUGCCAGCUUGCAUCGUUCGCCCGAUAACGUAUUUAACCUUAAAGUGUCCUGAUUAUACGUUAGGGCUUUGCAUCUGUGGAUUGGGCGUGCUUUUUAUGGUGGUCCUUGUGAUCCUUAUUUUAAUCAGCCCUAAAGGAUAUAUCGUUAAAGGACCUAUGGCUCCGUAAAUAGAAAUACACUUUUAAUAUUUGGAACUCGAUCGAAUAAAUAAUAGCAAUGUUAAUAAUAUUUUUAUGAGCAUAA
This is a messenger RNA of Trichogramma pretiosum, 795 nucleotides long. RefSeq lists its product as uncharacterized. The coding region runs from base 195 to 719 and encodes 174 amino acids. NCBI's taxonomy places the organism in Eukaryota, Metazoa, Arthropoda, Insecta, Hymenoptera, Trichogrammatidae. The transcript has 3 exons. The record is from RefSeq and is a predicted model, not a curated record.